Platichthys flesus (European flounder) is the source of this 4032-nucleotide messenger RNA. It is a transcript of the gene serinc4, whose product is annotated as serine incorporator 4. The record is from RefSeq and is a predicted model, not a curated record. The coding region runs from base 205 to 1755 and encodes 516 amino acids. NCBI's taxonomy places the organism in Eukaryota, Metazoa, Chordata, Actinopteri, Pleuronectiformes, Pleuronectidae. The transcript is spliced from 11 exons. Gene Ontology annotation, cellular component: membrane.
AGCCGCAGAGCCAACUCUCUCAGGAUAUGGUGAAAAGAAGCAGUUAUUCCCUGUGGGUCUGGAGGAGCUGAGCUCAUGUUGGGCUGCAGCAGAUUUACUGAUAAUCCAGCAUAAGGACACAGUGAGGACGACUUCCUGUUCUCGUGUGUGACGAUGUGAGGAUGCUGCCGGACGUCUGACAAAAGCUUGUUGUGCUGGAACUUUAUGGCCAAAUGUAGAGUGGUGGGGUCGGAGGAGAAACCGUGCAGAGGCACGAUGUCGGCGCCUCAGGGGGGGAACCGCAGCGGCAUCUACAACUACUUCCUCAACACGGUGGCCUAUCAGAUCUGCUGCUGCUGUGGUCCAGCUCCCUGUUCGCUCUGCUGUGCCUUCUGUCCUCCGGUCAAGUCGUCCACCAGCACCCGGGUCAUGUACACCCUCUUCCACAUCCUGAGCUGUGCCGUCUCCUGCCUCAUGUUGUCCCGCACCGUCUCUGAGCUCGUCAGGGAAAACGUGCCUUUCUUUAACAUGGUGUGUGACCAGGCGCAUGGUGGAGGUCACUGUGAGAUGUUGGUCGGCUACUCCGCUGUCUACAGAGUCUGCUUUGGCACUUCCUGCUUCUACCUGAUGAUGGCGCUCUUCCUCAUCGAUGUAAAGUCCAGUCAGGACUUCAGAGCGCUGAUACACAACGGCUUCUGGUUCUUAAAGUUCAUCACCCUCCUGGGGACGUGCACGGCCGCCUUCUUCAUCCCGACGGAGUCCUUCCUGCACGCUUGGCAUUAUGUGGGUGUGGUCGGAGGAUUCGCCUUCAUCCUCAUCCAACUCAUCCUCAUCACAGCUUUUGCACACACAUGGAACAAGAACUGGUUGACCGGAGCAGCAGAAAACAAACGCUGGUACCUGGCGGUGAUGUGCGCCACCCUCCUCUUCUACACCAUCGCCACCAUGGCCUUCACCUUCAUGUACAAGUACUACACACACCCCAUCGCCUGCCACUUCAACAAGGUCCUGCUGUGGAUCAACCUGGGACUCUGCGGCCUCAUGUCCUUCAUCGCCGUCACUCCGUGUGUGAAGCAGAAGCAGCCUCGGUCGGGGCUCCUCCAGGCCUCCAUCAUCAGCUGCUACGUCAUGUACCUCACGUUCUCCGCCCUGUCCAGUCGUCCGCCAGAAAAAGUUGUGUAUCAAGGCAUGAACAUGACCGUCUGUUACCCCAGCGUGGGACAAGAUGAAAUCCAGAACGAAGGCAACGCGGUCGCCAUCAUUGGAGCGGCCAUCAUGUACUGCUGUGUCCUCUUCGCCUGUAAUGAAGCUUCGUACCUGGCCGAGGUGUUUGGUCCGUUUUGGAUGAUUAAAGUUUAUCGUUACGAGUUCCAGAAAGCAACGUGCUGCUUCUGCUGCCCUGAGGAAGAGGAAGCUGAGGAUGAGUUUGUGAUUGACGACGAGGACAAAGGUUGUCAGAAGGUUCUUCACAACGAGACGCAGCGAGUGGCCUACAGCUACUUCUUCUUCCAUUUUGUCUUCUUCUUGGCUUCGCUCUAUGUGAUGAUGACGCUGACCAACUGGUUCAGCUACGAGUCGGCGGUGCUGGAGACGACCUUCACCCACGGCAGCUGGUCCACCUUCUGGGUGAAGAUGUCCUCGUGCUGGGCCUGUGUCCUCCUCUACCUCUGGCUGCUGCUUGGCCCUCUGUGCAGUUGUCAGUCCGAAUCCCGACCUCGACGCUCACGUAUCAAACGACGCUCAGCAUCGUCCCGUCACGUGACCGUCAGUGUCUGAAAGCCGGGGAGGGGCCGGCAGGUCUCAGGGGUCAGGGGUCAAAGACUCACGGUGCUGUAAGAAGGACCAAUCAGAGAGCUUCGUUCCCUGUUGAGAAGAGCUGAUGUCACAGGCUCGACAACAUGAACGUAAACCACUGGACUCCGCUGUGGAAACACACUUAACACAAUGAAUUGCCAAAGGGGUUAAAGGAGUGAAGUGUCACUCUGUGUAAUGUGAGAAGUACAGUAAAUCAGUGUAAACAUCCAUAAACGUUUCAUGUUAGCAUUAUUAUUAUUUGUUGCUGUUUUUAGACUUUUACUUUUAUAACAGAGGAGCAAUUCUAGAUAUUUGCUGUAAUGUUGCUUCAAAGGCACACGUCCCUAUUAUUAUUAAUUUUUCUGGUAAACAAAAAACAUACGUCACCCUUACACAUUCUGUGGGCAAAGGUUGUGGUCAUGAAAAAAUCUUUCUUGGUGUUUAAAGUUCGAUCAAAGUCGAGAACUGGUCCUUACAUGAAGUUCCAGGGUGUUCAAGUUAAAGUCACUUCAAUAAUCAAAGGAAUGAGGAAAGUAUUGGGUCUGAUCGCCGUCUAAAUCAUUUCACAUGUCAAAGGCUCCUCGAGCAAAAACUGAACCCAGAUGACAUGUUCCUGACGUGUUCCUGACGUGUUCCUCACAUGUUCCUCACAUGUUCUGCAGGUUCUGUCUAUGAGAACUAAUGUGUGAGUCAGUGUCUGUGGACAUGUUCCUGAUCUUCUCCUGCAGCCUCCUGGUAAAAUGUGUGUAACAUGUCAGAGUGAGUCCAUGUGAGGAACCAGCAGGACAAUGUGUGGAAGCUUCCCAGUGAGCGAGUGGACGAGGUUUCUAACACGUGACGUGAAACCGGAAGAACACAAACAUCUCAGGAUGAAGAAGAGGAGCCGGACACGUAGAAGAUGAAGACGUCUGCUUGGAAACACGAGGAGGUUCCAGAUCUUCUGGUGAUGAGGGCCGACGCCGGUGUGGAUGAGAUGUAAACAACAACACUGAUGUUUCCACAGCAGAGUUUAUACGUCAUGUCCCGCCUCCUGUUGCUCUACAGGCUCCGCCCCUCUGCCCAGGCCCCACCCCUCGCCUGGAUGUUCCCACAUGUUCCUGUUUGAACGAGUCGAACUCGACAAUCUGCUGCUCCACAAACACCAACUACACAACAUGUCAGGACACAAGUUUCUUGACACUUUCCAGAAUACAUGUUUGAAAACUGUUUAUUAAAAACUCUUUUUUGUUUAAAUAACAAAAAUAUCAUUAAUACUUAACAAGUGUUAUUUUAGAUUCCAUUCUGGAAUCUCAGCUUCCAUCAGGUUACAGGACACAGUGUAAUUACAGAGAAUAACUUAACAUCCUUUUUAUUCAGUUCUGUGAAGUCGUGAAUGAGCUUCAGGACCGCUUCUUAAUUCCAGGUCCAAACUAAUAGAGAGAUUUGUUCAUGUGUUAAAAUGAACCUUGAAGUGUUAAAGAGCUCAGGAUCCACAGAUUCUCUUCAGGACUCCUCACAGCUCAGUGACAGGGUCUGAAGAGCGAGGCAGCUAAACUGACACAAUGUUUGUUUCAAUGGGAUUUAACUGGGACAAAAGUUAGUUUACAUUUUAAUGUUGUUUUACAUAACAUCAUUUUCUUCUGAAUCUGUUAAUAAUGUCUAGAGUCAAUUGUCAAUGUUUACAUACUUUUAUUUUGCAUUUGUUACUGGAUUUGAAACGAAAACCAGUCUGAACUCCAGAGGAGAUGGAAGUUUUCUGUCUCAUGCCUUCAGAUGAAAUGUCUAUGAGACGCUGAGGUGAAUCGAAACCAGAGCCACCUCUUCCCCACCGUCCAAAGUUCAUGUUGACGUUCAAACCUGGGAUAAUAAGUCAAAUUUAUAUAGAGAUAGGAAUAGAUGUAUAUAUGUUUACAUACAUAUAUAUAUUUAUAUAUGCAGUUUUAUUAUCUGUAGCAGUUUUUCCUUUUUUGUAGAUGUAAAGACUUGUUGUAAAUACAAUGUUUUCUUACAAACGCUGGUUCUGGUGUAUUUUUGUUCAUUUAUGUUCUAAAGAAACCUUAAAACCAGAUUUACUUUUAAAUAAAGUUGAGAUGGUUCAACAUAUAUCAUAAUUUUAUAUUUUAAUUCAUACUUUACAUAGAUAAAAGUACAAAGAAGUUGUUUUGGCCCAGGUAAAUGAGCUUUGGGAGAAAACGUUUUUCAGUUACACAACAAAAGGAACAAGAGUUAACUAUGAACCGUCUGCAAGUAUCAGUGCCACAAAAUAAAAUACUGUGUAUU